AUGAAUGAAGAUUUGUUUAAACGAACGAAAGCUGACUUAAAAUCAGAAUUCUACCUAAUGAAUGAUGACUGGUUGAGAGAUUGCAUAGAGUUCUACGUGGAUCAGCACAAAAAUCCAAGUAAUCAGGAGAUUUUGCAAUUUGUUAAAGUACAGUGGCAACUUAGUGACUUACGAGAAAUUAGUAAUAAAAAUGGAUGUUUACCGUGUAAUAUUACACAGCACAAAUCUAUUAUAUUAUCUGGGAAUUAUAUUCUUCAGGUAGAACAAAUGUAUGACAUAUCCACAUCAAAGUAUAAACAACUACAACAGAUCAGAAAUACUCAUGUUUCUGAAGUGGAUCCAACUGAAGCAGAAGAAUUAGAAAAGUGGGAACCUCCUAAGAAGAGAAUGAUGCAGUUGAAAAUGACAGAUGGAUUACAAGAUGUAAUUGGAAUUGAGUAUAAGCAGAUAUCUCGAUUGAAUGAUAUAUUACCAGGUUAUAAAGUUAUGAUAAUAGGACCAGUUAGGUGCCGUAAAGGUGUUUUAUUUUUAGAAGAAGGAAAACUAAGAGGAAUCGGUGGUGAAGUUGAUAGUUUAUUAAUUCCUAAUGCUUUGGAAAAUGUUCUAGCCAGAGCUCUAAAACUUGAAGAGAAUCUAGACCCAUAUAAUGACAAUGCAUCAAAAUCAAAUAAUGUGAAACAGCAAAAGGAAGCACGACUAGAAGAUAGUUUCUUUGAAGAAGAAUUUGAAAUAAAUUUAGAGGAAGUUUCUAAAAUUGAGCAUUCACUCAAUAAAGACCAUAAACAACUUAAUGUUAAUUCAUGCAGAACAGAACCUGUCAAAGAAAAUAUUAUGAAUACCAAUAUUCCGAAGAAAAACGUUUUUAGUUGUAAAGUAGAGCCCGCAAAAGAAAAUGUCAUUGCUACCAAUAUUGAAAAGAAAGAUAAUUACAGUUUCAGAGUGGAAACCAGAAAGGAAAACUGUAUUACUAUUAAUGUUGAUGAGAAAGACCAUAAUUGUAAAGACAAUAAAAUCUUAGAUGAUGAUGAUUGUUUCUUAGAAAUGGUUGAUGAGGAACAACUUGUGGUAUCACAACCAGAGCUAAAAAACAUUGCCACUCCAUUCAGAGCUCUACCAAAAGAGAAUGAUGACGAUAUUAUCGUAAUAAAUGACGAAGACAUGCUUGAAGACAUAUCAUAUGAAAGCGUUCAAAAACCCGUCAAGAAAACAGAAAACACUUCGCAUGUAAAUUCUACAUGCUUUACUAGUAAAGCGGUUUCCUCAAAUAUCAUACCUCAUUUAAAAGGACAUGCUAAACCAUUAGAAACCUCUAUUAACAACGCAAUAUUUCAGAUUCCAAUGUCCCCUCCUGACCCAGUGACUUUGAAGAAAGGAAGAAUUGAUAGAAAAAUGACAGAAUUUAUAAAAAGACCACAUUCACCAGAUACCAAAAUUUGUGACUUUAUUCAUGAUAUAAAUAACGAAAUCAUAACAGAGCCUACUUGUAAAACAAUUCGUGGUCGCGUGGAGGUCCUUGGAAAAUUAUCAAAGAAAGAUUCUUCGUGGAUUUUAGAUGCUACUAUAAUAGACGGUACUGCAAACAUCAAAGUUAAUUUCUCAAAUCAGGUUCUUCAAAAUUUAUUAGGUUUUAGUGUACAGGAAUUUUCAUUAAAGAAAAAGUUGAAAAAGAAUCCUGAAAUCGAACACGAACUUAGAAUGAGUUUUCGGAGUGCAGAGCAACAGAUAAAAACUUUGGAUGAUCUUCUGGAAUUAGAAUUAGAUGUCAAUAAAAAACCAAUUGUGAAUAAAAUUACUAAUCUAACACCGAAACAGAAAGAACUGAUCGACAAACAACUAAAAUCCUUUUUAAAUAAAAAUAGUAUUUAA
Dufourea novaeangliae is the source of this 1866-nucleotide messenger RNA. RefSeq names its product recQ-mediated genome instability protein 1-like. Gene Ontology annotation, molecular function: nucleotide binding. NCBI's taxonomy places the organism in Eukaryota, Metazoa, Arthropoda, Insecta, Hymenoptera, Halictidae. The transcript has 9 exons. The coding region runs from base 1 to 1866 and encodes 621 amino acids. The record is from RefSeq and is a predicted model, not a curated record. Gene Ontology annotation, biological process: double-strand break repair via homologous recombination; resolution of meiotic recombination intermediates. Gene Ontology annotation, cellular component: nuclear body; RecQ family helicase-topoisomerase III complex.